GCAUACGGUCACAUUUUAUAUGACAUCAGUUUGCUUAUUGCAAAAAGAAAACGAUUUUGGCAAGGCUAAAAAAAUAACUAUUUCGUCGCUCAAGGAUCCCGGACAACGCCGUCGACGUGCCCACAGUAAUGGCCGAUCCCAAGUUCCAGAACCUGCCGGGAAUAGCUUAUGACCAGCCGGACGUGUUCGAGACUCCCGAUGACCCGGAACCGGACACAUCCGACUACUACGAGGAGGAGCCGGAGAAUGAGGCAAUUGAGCGACUGCACAUCUCGCCCAGCGUCGCUCACAAGCGAUUCAGCGGCGCAACUCUCGAGGGGAGUGUGGACUUCACCGAUCGCAUUGGGCGCCGGGUGUGCCGUGGGUAUGAUGCCCGCGGAUCCGAGGACUACGAGCUGGUCGGCCAGGGCGAGAAGGAGACACCUGUGCAGAAGUGCCAGCGCCUGCAGAUCGAGAUGAACGAACUGCUGAACGAGGUGGCCGCGCUGCAAGUGGACCGCAAGAUUGCCGACGAGGAGAAGAAGUCGUACGACGCGGUGGCCACGGUCAUCAGCACGGCCCGGAAGGUAUUGGAGUCGCUGAAGCUGGAACAGGUGCUGGGCAAGGAGCAGGCGCCCGGCAGCAAGCAGGUGAAGGCGCUCAUCAGCCAGGUGGAGGAGUUCAAGCAGUCGGGCGUUCUCACGGCCAUACCCACGCCCGGCACCGAUCUGGCGGCCACCGCACGAGUGGCCAGCCUGGAGCAGCGCCUCUCGCAGCUGGAGAAGGUGGUGGGCGCCCAGCCGGACAAGCUGAGUCGCCUGACCGCCGCCACCAACACCACCAAUGUGCUGGAGGCCGUGCGUCAUCUCAGCACCAAGGCGGCCCUGCUGCAGCCGGACAAACUGGACACCAUCGAGCAGCGCCUUACCUCGCUGGCCGGCAAGAUGGACGCCAUCGCCGAAAAGUCCAGUGGCAGUGCCCAGGACGCAAAGCGAGACCAGAAGAUCACGGAACUCUACGACAUUGCCAAGCGCACGGAGCCCGUUGUGGAAAUACUGCCGCACGUAAUCGAACGUAUGCAAGCCCUCGAGUCGCUCCAUAAAUAUGCAAACAAUUUCGCCAAGAUCAUCGCUGAGAUUGAACAGAAGCAGGGCACCAUUACCACCAGCCUGGUGAACAACAAGGAACUGCUGCACUCCGUACAGGAGACUUUUGCCCAGAAUCUUGAGACCAUCAACGCAAAGGUGGCCAAAGUGGAGCAGCGCGUCACGGCCAUAUCCUCGGCUAAAUGAGUGAAUGCACAACAUGCGUAUUAUAUAUAGCUAAUAUUUAUGAAAAAUAUAAUAAAGCGAUCUACAUUCGAGUCUUUUUUAAAAAGUAAA
Messenger RNA from Drosophila elegans, 1361 nucleotides. RefSeq names its product dynactin subunit 2 (gene DCTN2-p50). Lineage: Eukaryota; Metazoa; Arthropoda; Insecta; Diptera; Drosophilidae. Bases 129 to 1271 code for a protein of 380 amino acids. Gene Ontology annotation, biological process: mitotic spindle organization. The record is from RefSeq and is a predicted model, not a curated record. Gene Ontology annotation, cellular component: centrosome; dynactin complex; cytoplasm. The transcript is spliced from 3 exons.